Messenger RNA from Colletotrichum spaethianum, 1350 nucleotides. Its product is annotated as putative D-/L-hydantoinase subunit A. The record is from RefSeq and is a predicted model, not a curated record. Gene Ontology annotation, cellular component: cytosolic [4Fe-4S] assembly targeting complex. Gene Ontology annotation, molecular function: protein binding. The coding region runs from base 1 to 1350 and encodes 449 amino acids. NCBI's taxonomy places the organism in Eukaryota, Fungi, Ascomycota, Sordariomycetes, Glomerellales, Glomerellaceae. The transcript has a single exon. Gene Ontology annotation, biological process: iron-sulfur cluster assembly.
AUGCCUCCAUCGACCGAGGCGCCGUCUUCGGCGGUCCAGGUGCUCCCCCUCACGCCCUUCACACCCGACCUCUACGAGCGCGCAUGGUGCUCCGUACCCCAUCCGACACUCCCGCUCAUCGCGACCGCCUACGGCAAAUCGGUCAGGAUCUUCUCCCUGUCCUCCCUCUCCUCCCACAGCACCCUGACCGGCGGCCACACGCGGUCCAUCCGCUCGGUGGCCUGGAAGCCCAACCUCCCCCCCCACCAGCUGUGCCUCGUCACCGGCAGCUUCGACUCCACCGCCGGCCUCUGGCGCUGGGACGGCGAGCUCCCCUUCGCGGGCAACGACGAGACCUCGGCCGCGGAGCCCCUCGAGAUCGACCUCAGCGGCGCGGCGAAACGGCGCUCCUCCGACGCCGACAGCGACGGCGAAAAGGACUGGGAAUUCACGCUGGUCCUCGAGGGCCACGACUCGGAGAUCAAGGGAGUCUCCUUCGCCCCCUCGGGCGCCUACCUCGCCACCUGCAGCAGAGACCAGACCGUCUGGGUGUGGGAGGACGUGGGCGCCACCGAGGGCGACGACGAGUGGGAGACGGUCGCCGUGCUCAACGAGCACAACGGCGACAUGAAGGGCAUCGCCUGGUGCCCCGACGUGCCCGGCCGCAACUCGCGCAGGCGGUACAGCGCCGACGUCCUCGCCAGCGCGAGCUACGACAACACGGUCCGCAUAUGGCGCGAGGACGGCGACGGCGAGUGGGUGUGCGUGGCGGUGCUCGAGGGCCACGACGGCACCGUCUGGGGCGUGCAGUGGGAGCAGAAGCCGAGGGACGAUGGCGGCUUCCCGCGCCUGCUCAGCUACUCGGCCGACCAGACGAUACGGAUAUGGACCCUGCAGGUCGACGACGAGGACGACGACGGGCCCGGCGCCACCUUCCGCGGCGGCCUCGGCGGCAUCCCCAACACCAUGCGGAGGUCGCUGCGCGAGGAGUGGGUCUGCACGGCGGUCCUGCCCAAGGCGCACACCCGCGAUAUCUACUCAGUGACGUGGAGCGCCACGUCGGGCAUGGUGGCCAGCACCGGGAGCGACAGCGUGGUGGCGGUAUACCGCGAGGACAAGAGCGCGGCGGCCGUGGACGACCAGACGAACGGCGCGGCGGCCGCGGCAGGGAACCCCGCCGAGCUGCCGGCGGGGUCGAGCAAGUGGCGCGUCGUGGCCGAGGUACCCAACGCUCACGGCCCGUACGAGAUCAACCACAUCACCUGGUGCAAGAGGUACGAUGCGGCAUGCGAGAAAAAGGGGGUCGAAGAGAUGCUGGUCACCACGGGAGACGAGGGGCUGGUCAAGCCUUGGCAGGUGGUCGUGUCAUAG